This is a messenger RNA of Babesia ovata, 3498 nucleotides long. RefSeq lists its product as uncharacterized. Gene Ontology annotation, cellular component: nucleus; cytoplasm. The record is from RefSeq and is a predicted model, not a curated record. NCBI's taxonomy places the organism in Eukaryota, Apicomplexa, Aconoidasida, Piroplasmida, Babesiidae. Bases 1 to 3498 code for a protein of 1165 amino acids. The transcript has a single exon. Gene Ontology annotation, molecular function: calcium ion binding; protein serine/threonine phosphatase activity.
AUGAAGCCGGUGGGUCGCGCUGACUCCGACGAGUUUUCGGGAGAGCUGGUUUUCUCAAACCAACCUGUUUCUAGUGCGACUGAGAAUGUGAGUGUGCCGGCCGAGGAGGAUAUCAUGCGCCUCCCCUCCCUUGGCGAGGGGUACAAAAGCAGCCUCUUGCAACCAAGCACUGCCGCGUCUGGGAGUUCGAAGGCGUCUUUCAUGCGCUGGCAUUCCCAGGGACACCUUUUGAUGGAGCUAAAACGUGAAGACGAGCGUCUUCGUCGAGAGGCUAAGGCGCAAUUGGAAAGCUCAUCAUGCGGCGAUUCAAUGUACGAGGGCGAUUUCGGAUCGAUGAAGGCUCCGGAGAGCGCAGACCGCGACCAAAAAGACUCCAUGGCGCGUCUGCACUCUCUGUUUUUCACUUCCGAAUCGAAGCUGCAGCCCGUCAACAACGCUGUGGUUUCGUUUCUGCUGAAGACGUUUCGCCAGUUAGACGAGUCAAAGUUGAUUUCUGCCCCUUUCGAGCUCACUUCCGAGGUAGAAUCGUUCCGCGUUCGUAUAUUCGAGGUGAUGAACAAGGAUUUUAAUAGCGUGAGUUUGUCGGAGGCGCUGCUCACGGUCGCCUUCAACCACUACGCCGGCGUCUCCCACCCCGGAUACAUGACUCUGGACGAAUACAUGUCCAUGAUGUCCUUGUACAAGGGGGUAUUUGCGAACGAAACAAUGACACGGUUCGUGUUCGACUCCAUGGACCGCCGCCGAAAGCUGAUGAUUACACUGAACGAUUUCAUUGCCGGCAUGAUGGCCUGCUCCCCGCAGGCAACGCACAAGGUGACCAGCGCAGCUGGCCGUCUGCGGCUGCAGCACAUCUUCAGGGCCUACGAUGUUAAGCGGAAGGGACAUCUUAACCAAGAUGCACUGCGCGUUCUGCUGACCCACAUACAGCAGCUUGUGCGCAUCGCCAACAGCUCGAAGGUGGAACGGAUGCCCGGCAUGAACGGCUCUUUCAUCGACAUACAUCGCAGCGAUUCGCUAGUAGAGUCGGACCCGCAGAGUGCCUCUUCCAAUUUGGACGAGAUGCUGGAGCUGAUCAUGUCAACUUAUGAAACUGGCUUUGGCUACGACGCAUUUUACUCAUCUGUGGAGAGCGGUUUGAUCAAGGAUUCUCACCUCUUGCUGCGUUCGGACAAGGACUUCUCCGAGCUGAUUGGCCAGCAUCUGAUCCAUGCGCUCGGUCGCGUGGUCAUCCCGUCUGAGGUGGCGGUCAAGGCCGAGGUUCCACCUCUUCCCGUCACGGAAACGCCACUACCGGAAGAGGAACAGAAGCCCGCACCAGUGAACGAGGAUAUGUCCUCUCGUUCUGUUGAUCGCACGAGGAAACCAUCCAUCUGGACUUCCUCCAACUCCCCAAGGUCGGCUGAGGCAGGCAGCCAGAUAGCGUCACCCUACUCCAGCACGUACGCCCGCGACGGCAGGGGGUAUUCCGCGGAGCCAUUCUACGGCAUUAGCGGUAUGCGUGACUCGCCUAGGUCCCUGUCGUCAAGGAGCCAUUACGGCCUUUCUGGGCCAGGCACCGAUCGCAAGCCGCUAUUCCAAUCCGGACCGCUGAAGGGCGGCUCUUUGGACGCUGCAAUGCGCCCGUUCAACGAAGACGCCUUCUUCCGGAAGCUUGCUCCGUACACAAAGGCUGGAAACUUCAGAUCAUAUGACUCCGACUAUGAACUUCGUCAAACCGGUGCCAAAUCAUCACCGUUGGGAUUGGGCAUGGGGAUAUCACAAGGCUCUUCCGCGUUUCAAGGGACCGCGGCCAUCAGCGAACCCGAGUUAUCUGCUGGCAAUCUGCUAUCGACUAAAGCUUUGGACAGCGCUCUCAGCGUCACCCGUGAACCGGGUGCUGCACGGGACAUUACUCCGUUCCUGCAGAAAAGCGACGUAUGGAACCGUGCGAAGAGCGUGGAGUGCCACACAGAGUGGAUGUCAUUUCGGAAGCGCGCUGACACGGAUGGCAUGUUGGGCACCUCUCGUAGCGCUGGCUACGCACGCACUUCUGGACCGAGUACUACAGGGUUCGGCUUUUCAGAACUUCGCAACCUUAUGGAAGACAAACUGGACAUUACCAAGUCCAUGCUAGUCUCGGGGUUGAACGCAUCAACCACGUCACCACCGGAGAACACCGCAGCUGAGACGUUGGCGUUGACAAAUGCGUCGCCCAGCAUGAUCGUAGUGUCACCUCGUCGACCUGGCUCGCAGUCGCAGGAAACAGCGGAAUACGACGUGGAUGCACCAGCUCCAGGGCGCCACAAUAGCGUGAGGUUCGAAGACUCUGUACCGGCGUCGUCUGCCACUGCGGCAUCGGAGUCCGAUCUCGAGGGCAUCCUUAGCAGGCGCCUGUCGGACCUCUGUCGCCGUUAUCGCGCGAGGUUCAUCGGGUUCAACAGUUCUGUGCUCGCUGACAGUACGGUUGCGUUGAAGGUGUACAGUGAGAUUUACACUCGGACGUUCAAGUGCCAAGACUAUUGGGGCAUCUUCGAACGCUUCCACUGGUGCUCCUACAACGAGCUGCUUGAGUUGUGCGACGUGGUUUGCGGAGUUGUCAGGCAGGAGAGCAGCGUGCUCUACCUGCAGGGCACCGUGCAGGUGCAUGGACCUCUCAACGGGAGCGUGCUGACUCUGCUGGAGUCAUUCAAUUGCCUGGGCUGGCCGCUGCACGGCAACACCACGGAGCGUAAAGGCGCGCGGCUCGUGGAUGCCGGCCAAUACGCGAAGGGCGAGACCACCAAGCUCGUCUUCUUGGGUGACCUCAUCGGCGAGGCAGAAGGCUUCUCUCUGGAGACACUGUUGGUGCUCUUCUCGUUGAAGGUUCUGUUCCCGUAUCACGUGAUCCUUCUACGUGGUCGCCGGGAGGCUCGCCGUCGUGACUACAAGUCUGCGUUGUUCCGCGAAAUAUACACGAAACUAAGCGACAACGCGCGGCAGUUGAAGCUCGCCGAAGACGAGGCGCUACUUCUGCAGAGCGCCCAGGAGCUCUACCAUCGCAUCUACGACGUAUUCGAGCACAUGUCGCUCGCAGCUUUAUUGGAUGAGCGGGUGCUCUGCGUUCACGGCGCCCUGUCGAAGGCCUUCCGCUCAGUGGAGCAGCUUUCGCAGUUGCGCAAGCCCAUCAUUGUCGAACGGACGUCGGUGAAGGGCGACAACCGCUCUCUUGGCGCCUACUCCAACGUGCACGUGCGGAACGCAUUCUUCGGCACGCUUUCGGAUGCCGUACCGAACGGGUCUGAUGAGCAGUUCCACGUCGACUUCACCGAAAAGGAGCUGGCGUACUGCAUGAAGCGCGGCGGCAUUGAGAUGCUGAUCACCGCCGGCCCAACGACGGAAAGCGGCUACAGCUACGCGUUCGGCGACCGCGUGCUUCAGCUGGGAGGAUACACUCCCGGUGGCAUUUACACCGCAGCCCUGCUAAAGGAGCAGCGCAGCACGCAAUACGUUAUCACGCACAGAUCGAUCAAGCUGCCGUAA